AUGAGUAACCAGGUUGUGGGAAACAUCUACCAGAAGGUGAUCGACGCGGUCAUCAACGAGUGCCGCGAUGACUUCCAGGAGAACGGCAUCGACGAAAUGACGCUGCAGGAGCUCAAGGAGGGCUGGCAGACCAAGUUGUCGUCUCUGCAGGUGGCACAGAUGCCGUGGGACUCGAUUCCUGAGCCCGAGGCCAACGAGCAGCUCAUGUAUCAACAACCACCGCCAGUUGGCCAGUCGGGUCAGCAUCAACCGGGCCAGGUGUCUGUGCCAGGACAACAACAACAACAACAACAACAACCUCCUGUGGCUGCUCCUAACGACGGGGGAUAUGGAGGCAUGCCCUCGCUACACACACCGCCACAGCCCGGUCUGGUCCUGCCAGGCUCGCACCAGGGUGGCCAGGGCAACGGACAGCCUGGCAACCCCGUCAAGCUGGAGCAGACGGAUGGAGCCCAGACGGUGAUGGUUGAGGGAGAGAUUGUGGACGGAGUCAUGACUCUCAAGGUGCCACAAACAGACGGCGCGGAAGAUGACGAAGAUGAACUCAACUCGGACCUCGACGACUCAUCGGACGACAAUCUGAGCGGAAACGAAGACGAGGACGAUAACCAUGGAAAUACAAUUCUCUGUGUCUACGACCGAAUCCACCGAGUCAAGAACAACCGAAAGUUCACCUUCCGAGACGGCAUUGUUAACGUCAACAGAAAGGACUAUGUUUUUGGACGGGCUACUGGAGAGAGCGAGUGGUAA
Messenger RNA from Yarrowia lipolytica CLIB122, 750 nucleotides. RefSeq lists its product as uncharacterized. Gene Ontology annotation, biological process: transcription by RNA polymerase II; transcription initiation at RNA polymerase II promoter. Gene Ontology annotation, cellular component: transcription factor TFIIA complex. The record is from RefSeq and is a predicted model, not a curated record. NCBI's taxonomy places the organism in Eukaryota, Fungi, Ascomycota, Dipodascomycetes, Dipodascales.